CGGUCCAGGCGCCGUCGGGGCUCAGAGGCCUCGCGGGCGCCCCUCGGCGAGGAAGAUUCUGGGACCAUCUCUUGGAUUUCUAAGGAUCAGAAUUUGCUCAGCGCCCUCAACCAGCUUGGUUUCAGUUGUCAUUUAAGCUUAUUUGGCUGUUCGCUGUCCUCUGAACUUGUCCAGUACCAUCUGUGGCUGAUACAGCAGGAUUCGGAGUAACAGACUGUUGGAUGCCCACUGGACAGAAACUUGAAACUUCAGAUCAUCUUCAUAUCAAAGCAGAGCCCUCAGACCACUCGUUACUUGGGAAGAGAUAGCCCAUGUGCUGUGGAGAUGAGCGGGGAGCAGCAGCUUGAUGCAGAUCUUGGGUCUGGUGUGGAAGAAGUAGAGUUCAGCUGGGAAGACUAUUUGGAAGAGACAGGGUCCACCACUGUUCCCUAUGCAUCAUUUAGACAUGUGGACAUACGCUUGCAAAAUGGAUUUGCUCCUGGGAUGAAGCUAGAGGUAGCUGUGAAAAUAGACCCUGAAACUUACUGGGUUGCCACCGUCAUCACUGCCUGUGAGCAGCUGCUCCUGCUCCGUUACGAAGGCUAUGGGGAAGACCGGAAAGCAGACUUCUGGUGUGAUAUCAGGAAAACUGGCCUCUAUCCCAUUGGGUGGUGUCGGCAGAAUAAGAAGACCCUUGAAGCUCCAGAAGGCAUCAAAGAUAAAGUAUCUGAUUGGGAUGCAUUUCUACAGCAGACCCUGAUAGGAGCCUUCAGUCCUCCUGUGUCUCUGCUAGAGGACCUCCGAAAUGGAAGGAACCCUUUAGAUCUCAUUGCUCCGGGAUCCAGACUAGAGUGUCAAGCUUUUCGGGACACUUUGAGCACUUGGAUUGUCACUGUGGUGGAGAACAUCGGGGGACGGCUGAAGCUGCGCUAUGAAGGACUUGAAAGUUGUGAUGGCUUUGAACACUGGUUGUAUUACCUAGAUCCAUUUCUUCAUCACAUUGGCUGGGCUGCUCAACAAGGAUAUGAACUUCAGCCCCCAUUAGCCAUCAGGCAUUUGAAAAAUGAAGCUGACUGGCAAGAGAUUCUGGCCAAAGUGAAAGAGGAAGAGCCAUUACCCUGUUACUUAUUUAAGGAUAAGCAAGUUAUUGGAACUCAUGAAUUUUCUGUAAAUAUGAAAUUGGAAGCUGUGGACCCAUGGUCUCCUUUUGGGAUUUCUCCUGCUACAAUUGCUAAGGUUUUUGAUGAUAAGUACUUUCUAGUGGAAAUGGAUGAUCUUCGACCAGAAGAUCAUACAAAGCGAUCAUUUGUGUGCCAUGCUAACAGUCCUGGCAUUUUUCCUGUGCAGUGGAGUCUAAAGAAUGGUUUACAUAUCAACCCUCCUCCAGGCUUCCGGAGCCAGGACUUUGACUGGGCCGACUACCUCAAACAGUGUGGUGCUGAAGCUGCUCCCCAGAAGUGCUUCCCUCUGUCGAUUUCUGAGCACCAGUUUAAAGAAAACAUGAAACUGGAGGCAGUGAACCCUCUUCUCCCUGAAGAAGUGUGCAUUGCCACCAUUACUGCAGUCAGAGGCUCGUAUCUGUGGCUCCAGCUGGAAGGUUCUAAGAAGCCUAUACCCGAAUUUAUUGUAAGUGUGGAGUCAAUGGAUAUAUUUCCUUUGGGCUGGUGUGAAUCCAAUGGCCAUCCUCUCAGUACUCCUCGACGGGCACGAGUGCACAAACAGAGGAAAAUUGCAGUGGUUCAACCAGAAAAACAAAUACUGUCUUCAAGAACUGUCCAUGAGGGCCUGAAGAAUCGGCUGAACGCCAACCACUCAGUGAUGAUCAAUGGAAAAUAUUGUUGUCCAAAGAUAUACUUCAACCACCGUUGCUUCUCAGGGCCAUAUCUUAAUAAGGGAAGAAUUGCUGAGCUGCCUCAAUGUGUAGGACCUGGGAACUGUGUUCUGGUACUUAGAGAGGUCCUCACUUUACUUAUCAAUGCAGCUUACAAACCCAGCCGUGUCCUUCGUGAGCUCCAGUUGGACAAAGAUUCUGUGUGGCAUGGAUGUGGGGAAGUCCUAAAAGCCAAAUAUAAAGGAAAGAGUUAUCGAGCUACUGUUGAGAUAGUGAAAACAGCAGAUCGAGUGACUGAAUUCUGCCGGCAAACAUGUAUCAAACUGGAAUGUUGUCCCAACCUCUUUGGUCCACGGAUGGUUCUGGAUACAUGUUCUGAGAACUGUUCUGUUCUUACAAAGACCAAAUACACACACUAUUAUGGAAAGAAGAAAAAUAAAAGAAUUGGGAGGCCACCCGGUGGGCAUAGUAAUUUGUCGUGUGCCAUGAAAAAAGCUAAUAAGAGGAGAAAAAGGCGGAAAAAUAUUUUUGUUCAUAAGAAGAAACGCUCUUCUGCAUCUGUUGACAAUACACCAGUGGGCUCACCACAGGGAAGUGGGGGUGAAGAUGAGGAUGAUGCAGACGAUGGAGAUGAUGAUUCCCUAAGUGAGGGCAGUACAUCUGAGCAACAGGAUGAGUUACAGGAAGAGUCGGAAGUGUCAGAAAAAAAAUCAUGCUCUUCUUCUCCCACACAGAGUGAGAUGUCCACCCCAGUGCUCCCACCGCCCCCACCGCCCCCACCGCCCCCACCUCCUCCACCUCCUCCACCUCCUCCACCUCCUCCACCUCCUCCAGACACACAGACGAAUAAAAGAGAAGUCCGCACUCUUUCAUUCUCAGAUGUUGAAAAUAAACCUCCUUCACCAAAGGAAAUAAGGAUUGAAGUUGAUGAAAGGCUUCACCUGGAGAGUAACCCACUGAAGUGGAGUGUGGCAGAUGUUGUACGGUUCAUCAGGUCCACUGACUGUGCUCCAUUGGCAAGAAUAUUCCUUGACCAGGAAAUCGAUGGGCAGGCCCUUUUGCUUCUUACCCUUCCCACUGUUCAAGAAUGCAUGGACUUAAAGUUGGGUCCUGCCAUCAAGCUUUGCCAUCACAUAGAGAGGAUCAAGUUUGCCUUUUAUGAGCAGUUUGCCAACUGAGAAGGACAAACAGUGAGCUGGGUCUUUGAAGCACAGUGCAGCAAACCCUUUGCCCUGCUCUACAGGUGGUUGCAGUAGUCCUGGGGCUGUCGGCCCUGCAAGUGUUGGCUUGCUUUCUUUGCACUUUCAGGGAAGAAGGACCUACACUGAGGAAGCAAAAACAGCACAAAAAUGGCUCUCCUGCAGUGGAAAUAUGGACUUCUGUUCAGAAGAUUACAGUUAUUAAAAAAAAAGUUGUGAGAAAAAAAAACUUAAAAAUACAAAUUCUCAUUAAUGGGACCUGAAAACAAAGAAUGAUCUUGACAGCUGGACAGCACCAGUUUGGUUAUUUUCAUUCUGUUUUUUCCCAACAUAAAUUGAACUUUGUUCUCUGCCUUCUCUUUCUUGAAAAGAGAGGACAUAGCUUUAAGUCAGCACUGAUUUGGGACUGUGCCUAAGGCACAUCAGUGCUUCAUUGUCAUUGUGUUUUUAAGCUUUGUAAAAUUAAAGCAGUUGAUUUUGGGGAUAAUUAUGUGGCUCUAGGGUUUUGAAUGUAUAGUCACACUUUGAUCCAUUUUAAAAUCUAUUCUUAGGAGUUCCUUUGUUUACUACCUCUGUUGAUGACUGCGCUUACAGCCAUGAGUGACAUUUUUUUUUUAUGAUGUCAUUUUUAAGCCGAAUGCUAAAAUUAUGACAGAAAUUAGAGAAGGCACUGCCUGCUUUCUUAAAGAUAUCAUGUUGGCAUUUACACACCAGUCCCUUCAUGGAUUUUUCCUAAAAAUUCUACCAUUGUGUUUUCCAUUUUAAUCUAGUUUUGGCUACCUUUGUUAAGUGACUUCACAAAGACCAAUGUAUGAUAUUUCAGUUUAAUUAUUCUCUCACUCUUUCUUCUUAAGUGGCUUUCAUUUUAUGUUUUAUUUUUCUGUAGAGUUGUUUAACUACCUCUUUUAUUUCUGGAGUUUCUACUCUCAAGGAAAAUCAGUAUGUGUUCUUUGGACCCAAUGUCAAGCACAUUUUCCUGAUUUUCUAGAAAUGUCCACAUAGAGACACACAGUAGAGAGAUGUGGCUUUGGGAUGGCACAAAGUAUGAAGUUUUUUAGUAGUGUUCUUAGUGAUGCAUACUGAGAGGCAGUUAAGAGUCUACGACAACACUGCCCCAAAUGUCCCAGAUCUUGUCUCUGGAAAGCUAAGCAGAGCUGGGGCCUGGUUGGAACUUGGAUGGGAGAGGUGGUUAAAGAGUCUGGAAAUCUCUGUCUAGCCACUUUUAUGCCUGUCUUCAGUUAAACCAAUUAAAUGAAUGUAACUACAGUCUGAGGAUUCCCACUCAGUAGCUCAUAGUUUUGGAAAAAAAAAAUUUUUUUUUUUUUUAAAUUAAACUCACAUUGACAUGAAACUCCAGGUGAAUUUUCACUUACAAUGGCAUUGUUAGCUAAUAUAGAAGAAUAGCACUUGCUAUACUAUAGUCAUGAGUAAGGAAGGACAUACACACAGGUUGCCUCCUUUAAAUGUUUUGCUUUGUUGAUUAUUUAUUUAUUUAUUUAUUUUUGGGUUGCCCUAAUCCCUACAGAUUUAUACCCUAAGAAUUUUUUCUCAAGAAAUGAAAAUGUUUUAAAAUUGCAAACUGAGUAAAUUCUGAACAGCUAUACAAAUAUAAGGUAAUAUUAUUACAAAUUUAAA
Psammomys obesus (fat sand rat) is the source of this 4644-nucleotide messenger RNA. RefSeq names its product Scm like with four mbt domains 1 (gene Sfmbt1). The transcript has 22 exons. Gene Ontology annotation, biological process: regulation of DNA-templated transcription. Gene Ontology annotation, molecular function: transcription corepressor activity; histone binding. NCBI's taxonomy places the organism in Eukaryota, Metazoa, Chordata, Mammalia, Rodentia, Muridae. The record is from RefSeq and is a predicted model, not a curated record. Bases 325 to 2988 code for a protein of 887 amino acids. Gene Ontology annotation, cellular component: nucleus.